AUGAACGUCCUGUCACCGUUCGAACGAUCGCAUCUCAGCACUGACGGCCAUAUCAAUCUGGCAAAGCGACUCAAAAACCCAGAAGAUGUUCAGCGUUGGACCCGUGCUCUUCGCGAAUGGCAAGCGCCCGGCACAUGUCUCAGAGUACAUUUAGAGCACAACGAUCUCACCGAAGAGCAGGCCGCAGACAUCCUCAACGCGAUUGGCGGAAACGUACAAGCCGUAUACCUCCACCAUAAUCGAAUCCGGAGCCUUCAAACAUUGACUUCCUUCCUGCACAAGCAUUCCCGAACUCUGCUUGAACUGCAUCUCAGUCACAACCAGCUGUGCACCCUGGAAGCCGAAGCUUUGCUGCUUCAAAUCGUAGAGCCUGCUGUACACUCAUCAAACCACGCGCCCUCGAGCAUCUGCUCGUGGGUCCGCCUGGAGUUCAACUGCAUCGACGUGAAGAAGCUCACCGACCGCUUACCCACAAGCAUCACCCGACGGCUGCAAGUCGACGACAAUGGCUGCACACCAACGCGCUGCUGCUGUGAAAACCGGCGGCAAAACCAGCGCAUCCACACAAAAUUCCUGCCGCUGCAAUACACCGUCAUGCCCGACACCGAAGACAUCGACGACCAGUGA
Symbiodinium necroappetens is the source of this 627-nucleotide messenger RNA. The record is from the annotation of a GenBank genome assembly. NCBI's taxonomy places the organism in Eukaryota, Dinophyceae, Suessiales, Symbiodiniaceae.